Entrophospora sp. SA101 is the source of this 5349-nucleotide messenger RNA. Lineage: Eukaryota; Fungi; Glomeromycota; Glomeromycetes; Entrophosporales; Entrophosporaceae. The record is from the annotation of a GenBank genome assembly.
AUGGCCUACUCCAAUUCCAGCAAGCCAUUAACAACUUCAAAUGAAACCCCAAAAGAUUAUGAAGUUCCUCAAUCGCCUCCAGAUGGAAUAUCAUCGGUUACAUUUUCUCCACAGGCGGAUUAUUUUGCAGUUACUUCUUGGGAUAAUCAUGUUCGAAUAUAUGAAGCAAAUCAACAAGCUGGUACUACUGAAGGAAAAGCUUAUCAUCUACAUGAGAAACCAGUACUCUGUUCGGCCUGGAGUAAUGAUGGUACAAAGGUAUUUUCAGGUGGUGCAGAUUGUGCAGGACGUAUGUUUGAUAUCACCACCCAAACUGCAACUCAAAUAGCUCAACAUGUACAACCAAUACGAUGUAUCGAAUGCGUCGAUGCAAACAAUAUCGUAGUAACUGGAGGUUGGGAUAAAACACUCAAGGUGUAUUGGGAUUUAAGAUCUCCACAACCUGUUUUGAAUGUUAAUCUACCUGAAAGAGUUUAUGCAAUGGAUUUACAUUACCCACAUCUUGUGGUAGGAACAGCUGAUAGAAAUGUUAUAUAUUACAAUCUUACCAACCCAAACUUUAGUACAUUGAAAUGGCAAACACGUUGUGUUGCAUGUUAUGUACAACCAAUACGAUGUAUCGAAUGCGUCGAUGCAAACAAUAUCGUAGUAACUGGAGGUUGGGAUAAAACACUCAAGGUGUAUUGGGAUUUAAGAUCUCCACAACCUGUUUUGAAUGUUAAUCUACCUGAAAGAGUUUAUGCAAUGGAUUUACAUUACCCACAUCUUGUGGUAGGAACAGCUGAUAGAAAUGUUAUAUAUUACAAUCUUACCAACCCAAACUUUAGUACAUUGAAAUGGCAAACACGUUGUGUUGCAUGUUAUCCAGCAGGUAAUGGUUACGCAAUAGGAAGCAUUGAGGGAAGAGUAGGCAUACAAUAUUUCGAUGAGAAAGACCAACGACAAGGAUUUUCAUUCAAGUGCCAUAGAGAUGGAAAUAAUAUUUAUGCAGUGAAUGCGAUAUCUUUCCACCCAUUAUAUGGUACAUUUUCAACAUCGGGAAGUGAUGGCUCGUUUAGUUUUUGGGAUAAAGAAUCUAAACAACGAAUCAAGGGUUUUAAUACGGUUGGUGCACCUAUUAUUGCCACUGAUUUCAAUAGAAAUGGUACACUGUUUGCUUAUGCUGUAAGCUAUGAUUGGAGUAAGGGAUAUCUUCAAUACCCGCAAUUACCUACAAAGAAUGCAAUUUUCUUACGUGCAAUAUCUGAUGAUGAUGUCAAACCUAAAAAAUCAACAAAAACAAUAAAGAAUGUCGAAACAAAUAACAGCGAUCUCAGAAUAAUCAAAGGAGUUAAUUAUCAGGACGGAACAAUUUUAUUAAGAUUAUUGAAUCCAUUAAAUUAUUGUAAUGAGAACACAAUCUAUUUACGAUUAGUGCACACAAAUGGAACGGUUUCAACUUUAAAUUUGAACAAUUUAAAUAUUCCAAAGGAUAAUUUCUGUGAUCAACCUACUUUUGUUGCUUAUCAUAAACUUGGUGAUAACAAUAAUAAUGAUCAUACGUCUACCGCAAAAUCAACUUGUUCUAAAAAAAAUCCACAAUGUUCAACUUUGCCAGCAACAGUAGAACCUCAAACUACCGCGAUAACUGCAACCCCUACCACAACCGAUGCAGCCAAUACACCAACUACUACUAAUAACAAUCCAAAUAAUCCCACAACAUCACAAACUCCAAACCCAACGAAUAACAAUACAAUAACAACAUCUCCGGAUGGUAGCGUUGAUCGUAUAACAAUACACGCGAUAUCUUUUAAAUAUAUUUUAAUAAACUAUUUUUGUGAUCGUUCAGUGUCUAAUAAAGUUUGUGGUGAUGUCGUCACCUGGACAGGUGAAUUAGUCAGUAAAAUCGAAUUUGAGAAUAUAUGCGAUGAUAGUAGGAUUGUACAAAGUCAUAAAAAAAAUGUUGGAUUUUUACGCGCGUGUUAUCUUAAAGACACUAAAGAAAUUGUUUGGACAAAAUAUACUACACCGAAUGUUCCCACUGGUACAAUAUUCCAAGUUUCUACUGGAAAAAUAACAAAUGUGAUCAACUUUAACUCAAAUGUUACAAAUUUCUUUUCAACGGAAGAUGGAGAAUAUGCAAUGGUUACUUGUACCUCUAAAACAACUACCAUUACCAACAAUCAAUUUACUGAUGACUGGACAAUUUCUGUAACAUUUUUACCCAAAGACAAUGGUUCACCACUAACAGGUCCUUUUGAAUUAUACAAAAGUAAAACUACUGGUAGUGGUUUAGUUGACAUAGUGAACAUUCGUAGAUGUGACCUUGCCUAUUACUCAUCAGGUUACAGUUGUCUGAUUUCUAUUUUCAGAUCAACAACAACAAAAAUAUCGUUUAUAGAUGUUGAUUUCUUAUCAUCUGGUAAAGUAAAUUCGGUGACUCCGGAAUUUUCAAUUACUCAAAUUACCACAGCCACAAUAUGGGAUGUUCAAACAUUGUAUUAUGGUGGAUAUGUUAUUUUGGUGGAAACUCCAGCCGGCAGUGUUGAAGGACAUGUUUGUAGUAACAAUGGUACUUAUUUUGGAAAUUGGGGUUUCACAAAACAAUAUGAAUACACAAAUAAAAUUGCUGGAGUUCUUCCAAACAAUACACUUUGGACAAUACCUAAACAACAACUUGAUGAUAAUAAUUCUUGGACCUGUGUAUUGACUGAUACUUUAACCACAUACAGUACAGUUCAGAAUACUAAUAGUAAUGUUAAUACAUUCCCUGGUGGCCCUGGUGGAUAUGGGUCUGACAGUAUAUUAUCAACAACUCCAGAAAAAAAUUCAAAUAUCAUAUCAACAGAUAUCAAUUUAAUCACAAUAACGUAUACUAAAUCAAUUAAAACAUCAUCAGGAAAGAUUAAUAUUUAUCAAAAACGUUCUAGCACAAGCCCUAAUAUUGAUGAUGAUGAUAAAGAUAUAUUGCGUCAAUCAUGUUUUGCGCAAUCAGACUAUGUUCAAAUUUCGAAUGAAACCACUGCCCAAGUCAAAGUUUUAAAAAGUACCUUUAAUAACCCUGGAAGCGAAUAUUAUGUGACUGUUGAAGAUGAUUUUGUUAAAAGUGCGACUACUGAUCAAAAUAUUAUUGGUAUAAAUUCAAAAGCAUGGAAUUUUAGUACAGUCUUAGUUAAGGAUGAAUCAUACGUUAAUUACGAUUCAGAUUCUGUUAGUUGUAUAAUCCGAUUAACACCAGAAGGCACAACAUAUUACACAUCAUUAUCAACUGAUGAUCAAACAGAUUUCGUUGGUAAAAUAUCAAAUGAAUUAUCCAAUGCUCUCCCAUGUGAUGUGACACGCGUAACAACGUUGACAAAAUAUCAAUAUAGCCUUCAUAAUAACAAUAUCAAUAAUGACAAUCUUAGUCAAAAAGUAUUUAAAAAUGUCGGAAUGAACAUUACAGCUAGUUCAACUGAUCAAAUAUUUAUGAGAGUUGAAAUCGAGGGCACAUUGUCAAGAACAGAGUUGAGUGCAGUACAACUAGCAAGUGAUCUGAAUGAAUUGAUAUUGAAUAAAGACGUCACAUUAUUAUCUAAAGGAUUAUACACCAAUUUGAUUGAUUCAGGUUAUGGAGCUGAACGUUUAGAUCAUUUCAAAGAGAAAUUUAGAUGGAUAUUCAUGAUUAUAUUUAUUGGAUUUUUACUACUAAUGCUUAUUAUUUUAUGGAUAUUAAUAAGAAUGCAUAAAUACAAAGCGGCGCAAAGAUUUUUGGCAGCUGUUAUGUUUACGUUCAUCAUAUCAGAUUUCUGUCUGAAUAUUGUUUUUAUAUCUAUACACGGAAAAGAUUUCAAAUGGUUAUACCCUCUAAGCAUCACAUUUUUAGUAGUACCAAUUGAAGUGACAGAAUCUUCAGAAAAAAGGACUUCUACCUUUUCAUCGAAAGCAUCUAUUACCUCUUCAUCUUCAUCGUCGAGUGGAAAAUCGUUGAUACCAAUUGUUAAUGAUAUUGUAUCAAGAAUUUUCGAUAAUUCCAGCAAUAAUACCCAUGUUAAUGUUAAGUAUAUGUACAACAGUAUUGAUCUUGAAAUUGAUAGUUAUUGUGCUUGGAGAAGUAUGGUCGGUACUGGUGGUAGUGAUCGUGAUGAGUAUGAUGAUAGAAAAUCAAUUAUUGACAGCAGUAGUAGUAAAUAUAUGAAAGGGAAAAAUGUUGGCAGUGAUAUUAGUGGUGUUAAUAAUACCAAUAGAAAAAAGAAAAACUUUAAUAUUAGUAGAAAUAAUAGUAUUAAAGAAAUAGCAGAUGAUGAUACAAAUAGUACUACAAGUAAUAAUAGUAACGAUUGUUAUAAUAGCAUUAGUAGUGUUGAUAAAAAGAAAAAGAGGAGGAAUAGAGGUAGUAAAGAGGAUGAAGAAAAAUACGUGUCGUUGUUUGAUGAUGAUUAUAAAAAACCCGCUAGAGUAAGAUCUAUUAAAGAGAAGAAUAAUACGACUAAGGCAGAUCUUGAUGUAGUAGAUGUUGCUAAAGAUCCAUUUAAUGAAACAGAAUCGAUGACCACAGUAGCAAAUAACAUUAAUACUAAUAAUGAUGAAAGCAAAAAAGAGAAAGUUGAUGAUAAAUCGGAAUCUCUUGAAAUUUCGAAUUCAACGUUAAUAGAAGUUGCUAAUGCUACAACAACUGCUUCAAACAUUACAACAGAUACUAAAGCUGCAACCUCAAAAGCUAGUAGUGCUAAUAAAAAAAAAGAUAGCGUUUAUGAAGCAAUAAAGAAUUUUGAAGAAACCUUGACUUUCGAUAAUUUAACUGCUAGUAAUGGCAGCAACGAUAAUAAAAAUAACAUCGACACUGCUGCUAAUAUUGACAGUACUGCCACAGCUAGUAGUAAUAUUGGUAAAGAUGAAAAGUCAACAUUGUCGCCUUUACCAAAAACGUUGUCAUCGAAAGCAAAUAGUUAUGAAUCUAUAAUCAGCAAUUAUGCAAAAGGUGGUGAAUUAUUAGUAUCGGUAACUGAUGUGGACAUUGAUACCAAUAAUAAGAGUAGUAGUAAUAAUAAUAGUGCACAAGAAAUCGAAAAUGUUCAAAACGUUAGUAGUAAAAAUGAAGUGGUUGUUGUUGAUGAGAUCAGUGAUUAUGGAGAAUUGAAUAAGACUCCAACAAUAGUUAUAAAUAAUAAUGAAAUAUCUCAAGGAGAAACUGCAGCGAUUUAUAACAAAGACACCAGUGGAAUAUUAGCAUCUGAUGAAGUCGGUACAUCAUUAACAGAAAUUGUUGAACCUUUAUCACUAUCACCUUUAUCAUCCACAUUUGCAUCUGAUAUAUCGUCACACGACAUUAAUUUAUCACCAUCAUGUGACACGGAUGCAUCAGCACAUAAUAACGAUAUUAAUUUAUAA